CGAUAAGGCGUUUUAUUUUGAUAGAAAUAUUUCCUUUUCUUGCGAAUGGAUAAUAAGCAGAUUUGAAGAGAGAGAGAGUAGAACCCAACACACCAGAGACUGUACAGAUCCAGAAGAGAAGGAGAAGAUUCAAGCAAGAACGCUGUGAUUUCAAGCAAAUGUGUAUUUGGUGAAGUGAUAACAGAGACAAUGGCGGUCGCAGCCUCCAGUGUCAACGGACUCAUCCUCACUCCGAUAUCCAAAGCCGACGAGAACUUCCAUAGACCCACCGAACUCAAAGCUUUCGAUGAUACCAAAGCCGGUGUUAAAGGCCUAAUCGACGCCGGAAUUUCUGAGAUUCCACGCAUCUUCUACAGCCCACCGGACGAUGAUGACUCCGACAAUGUUUCCGGCCGAACCCAGAUCCAGAUUCCGGUGAUAGACAUGGAGCACGUCAACAAAAAUUCACUCAAACGCAAAUACACCGUCGACAAAAUCCGAGAGGCGUCAGAGAAAUUGGGUUUCUUCCAACUGAUUAACCACGGGAUUCCGGGGAGCGUUCUUGAAGAGAUGAAAGAUGCGGUUCGGAGAUUUCACGAACAGGACACUGAAGUGAGGAAACAAUUGUAUACCCGCGAUCUCACCAAACCUUUGAUUUACAACAGUAAUAUAAGGCUGUAUAGCUCACCCACCACCGAUUGGAGGGAUACGUUUGCGUACAUAAGUGCUCCGAAUCCCCCAAAUCCGCUAGAAUUGCCUGAAAUUUGCAGAGGUAUUCUAGUGGAUUACUCGAAUCGGGUGAUGGAAAUUGGGAAAUUGCUGCUUGAACUGCUGUCGGAGGCUCUUGGGCUGAAUCCAAAUUACUUGAACGAGAUUGGGUGCAGCGAAGGGCUUGCACUUUUGGGGCACUAUUACCCAGCAUGCCCACAGCCCAAAUUGACCAUCGGAACAUCGGAGCACACCGAUAACACCUUCAUCACGGUGUUGUUGCAGGACCACAUCGGCGGCCUCCAGUUUCGUCAUCCGAACAAGUGGGUGGACAUGCCCCCUGUUGCCGGAGCAUUUGUCGUCAACAUCGGAGAUCUUAUGCAGCUAAUAACGAACGACAAAUUCAAAAGCAUUAAGCAUAGGGUUGUAGCGAACACUGAGGGUCCAAGAAUAUCAGUGGCGGGAAUUUUUUCGACGCUUGGUUUAACAACAUCCAAAUUGUAUGGACCCAUUAAGGAGUUGCUGUCAGAAGAAAAUCCUGCAAUAUACAGAGAAGCCACAAUCAGAGACAUCAAUAGUCGGUUCCGUUCGGACAAGCCUGGAAUUUCUACUUUACAGCAUCUCAAACUGAGUCAAGGAGAUGUUUAGUUUAGUUGUGGGAGGAAACUAAAGGAAACAGAGUGAUGGACUCUAUGUUGUGUUCUUCGUUUGAUUGAAAACUUCCCAUCUUAAUAAUUUGUGUGUUAUAAUAUAAUUUGAGCCACAUUCAGAUUAAUAUAUGUUAUUAUAGUUUGAGCCAGAUUCAGAGAUUA
Molecule: messenger RNA, 1499 nt
Organism: Momordica charantia (bitter melon)
Lineage: Eukaryota; Viridiplantae; Streptophyta; Magnoliopsida; Cucurbitales; Cucurbitaceae
Product: 1-aminocyclopropane-1-carboxylate oxidase homolog 1
Source: RefSeq, a predicted model, not a curated record